GGAGGCAGCGGGCUGCGCCGCUCGUGUUCUCGCAGCCCGCCAUACGACGAUACCGCGUGUGUGCAAAUGAUUUUGUUUUUAUGGCGCUCAUAUAUCAGGUACUACGAGUGUUGGUGCUGGGUGUGACCGCGGCAGCCGUCGACGAUGUUCAGAUAACAUGGUCGCAGAGUCCCCGCGCCGCGUCGCUGCCGUGCGCGGUCGUGGAUUGGAGUCGAGUGCAACCCCGCCGACCGCCGCCGUUGAUCGACGAAGACCGAUCAAGGGCGAAGCCCUUUAUAUGGAGGAAGGGCGAUGACCAGAUCAACCCUAAACGGGUUGCUUUUAACGGUACGCUGGAAGUGAGCCGUAAGAGCGGUGGAGGCACGGAAGGAGUGUACCAGUGUGCAGCUUGGGAUCACGGAGGUCAAAUCCUGGGAUACCCUGUACAUCUCAAGUUUUCAUAUAUGGACAAACAGUUCUCGGCUCAGCCGGAAGAUGUUGCAGCGAGAUCGGGCCAGCCAUUGUCCAUACCUUGUCGCAUAAGCUCCGGCCCCGCAGCCAACGUGUCCUGGACAAGGGACGGUGUAGCUCUGCCACAAAAUAAUAGAUAUUAUUUCCUAAACAACGAAUUGCUCAUCACAGAUAUUGAAAAUGAAGAUGCUGGGAUAUAUAGGUGCAUAGCAACGAAUAACAACGCAAAUAAGACCCGUACCAGUCGGGAAGGGAAGGUGACAGUUACGGAACCAGUUAACGAGGAACCCUCUUUCCUCACUGUGCAACAUGAAGAUCACAGCGCUGUGCCAAAAGGGGAUAGUAUACUUCUCCUCUGUCCUGUUCUUGGAUGGCCUAGACCCAAGUUAAUAUGGGAACUAACGCCACCUGGUGGAAGAACGAGUGAGCUGGAGGUGACAAAGGAAGUCUUGACUCUCUCCAAUUUCGAUUAUGACCAGGAAGGUGUUUACACGUGUGCUAUAGAGGGUCACAGCGAUUUAGUCAAGACUUUCAACGUGAGUUUAACAGAACCAGUGCGCAUUACCCUACCGCCGCUCCCGAAAGAGGCGAUGCGUGCCAGCACCGUACGCUUCAAUUGUACCGCAGUUGGCAGACCAGAGCCUGAAGUCACGUGGUACAAGGACGGGCAGCGGCUAACUCUGGCUGGACGGAUAAAUUUACGAACGUCCGCCGAUCGCAAGCGCAUCGAGCUAGUGAUAAGCGGUGUUACUUCGGCCGAUGCAGGCGUGUACCAGUGCUUCGCGCGCAGCGGGCGGCGGCAGGCGUCGGGCUGGGCGCGCCUGGACGUGACGGGGCCGGGCGCGGCGGCGCCGGGCUCGGUGCGCUGCGCGCCCGCCGCCGCCGCCGCCGUGGCGCUGCGCUGGCGCGCCGCCGCCGCGCGCGUCGUCACCUACACCGUGGACGCCACGCCCACCGACAAACAUGGCGUAGCGAUCACGGGACAACCACACCAAAACACCGAGGAGAUCGUUAGACUUAGAGAACCAUUGAAACCUUACAUCUUUCAAGUGCGUGCAUAUAUCUCGUCGCCCACAAACAAAUAUAUCAUACCAAGCGAUAUGUCGGAGAGUGUCGUGUGUCAAGGACAAGGAGUUCCAAUAAAAUUAACAAAAUUAGAAGACGACAAGGUGCUGGUGUCUUGGAAACAGUUCGCAGAUGAAACUCCAGGAGUCAUGGAGUGGAUUUUACAGUAUCGAAGCGAGAACGAAACACAUGAUGAAGAACACAAUAUUACUUUGGCCGCGAAAGUCGUCAACUACACAUUGACAGCUCCUCCAUCUUCUCCGCUCUUGGUGCGACUGCUGGGAUCGCGAACCUUGGAGUGGCUCCCACAGAACCUGACGCUGGUGCCUUGGUUCUCUACUACCACUGCGGGGCAAGAUAACGACGACGGCGUGGUAACAGUUCUACCUCAAGACCUAGAAGUGACCGAGGUGGGGGAACGGUGGUUCACACUGAAAUGGCGAUGUGAAGACGCUUCAAGAUACACCUUCAUGGUUUGCGUGAGGAGAAUCGAUGGCUAUGACGAGUGUCAGGAAAGCUACAAAACCAUUACGACUAUAGAAGGUCUCCAGCCGGAUACUGAGUACGAGGUGCGGGUGCAAGUUCGGAUUCCGGGCAGAGCACGGGGCGGUGCAUUCACGGCGCCUUACCACGUCACUACACAGCCGGAGGGUCCGCAGCGCUUCAAGGAGCUGUCGUACAAGUUCGUGAACGCGAGCGCGCUGCUGGUGUGGUGGCGCGGGGCGCGCGCGCGCUACACCGUGCGCCACAGCGCGCAGCUGCGCCUGCCCGUGGAGCAGUGGGCCGCCGUGGACGCCGACGGCACGCAGGCGCUGAUCAACGGCAUCGAGCCCACGGAGCAGACGUACGUGAUGGUGACGGGGUACGAGCCGCUGGCCUACAGCCCCAUUCUGAACAUUCCCGCGCCGAUGAAGGAGUUGGAGGCCAAGGACCUGAAGUACGCGUACACGGCGGCGGGCGUGCGCGUGUGGUGGGGCGGCGCGGGGGGCGCGGGCGGCGCGGGGGGCGCGGGCGGCGCGGCGGGUGCGCGCGCGGUGCGCUUCGCGCAGAACAUCACGCAGCCGCUCGACGACUGGCGCGUGCUCAACGUGACCGAGCCCGACGUGGAGCUGACGAACCUCGACCCUAACCUGCCGGUGUACGUGAUGGUGACGGCUGCGGGCGGCGGCCGGCGCCAGCACGUGCUGACGGUACCGCCGCGACCACCCGCCGCCGUCGGUGAUCACUUCUACUACUACAUAGGGCUGGGCGUGGCGUGCGCGCUGUGUGUGUGCUGCGCGCUGGCCGCCGUCGCGCACAGGGUUUGGACUCGCAGCAAGGCCUCGCAGCGGACGCGAAGAACGCCCGUCACAACAGUCGAAGGGCAAGAAGAGGAGGGCUCUGAAAUGAAGACGGCGCGCGUGUCCAACGGCGGCGCGGGCGAGCCGCUGCUCAACGGGCACGUGCACAUCACGGAGAACCCCGCCUCGAAAACACCAAAUGGAAGGAUGAAGAAGCCCCGGCGCGCCGAGCCCGCGGCCUACGAGGCGUUCGACGUGUCGCGGCCCGAGCUGGACGCCACCAUGGAGACGGUGCUGGACGAGUCCGCCUACAACCUGCUGGACACGUCUCGCCGGCCCGAGUACGACCUGUCGCGCUCCUCGCAGAACCUGAGCGCCAACAACUCCUUCAGCAAGCUGCCGGACGACAACAUGAACUCCGAACUGACCAGAAGUACCGAAUUCCAACUCGACAACAGCAAAAUUCAACCCACGUUGCAGCCUAACGGUUGAAAUAUAACACGCCGCGGGUUUUCAGAACUACAUGGGGUGUAGGCGACCCUAGGCCGGUUCUAACCGGUUACGAAUAGUUAAGCUGAAUAGGAUGAGAUUUUGUACAGUUCAGUUUUAUAUUAGACGGAGGUUUACGACCGGUUUGCGCGAGGAUAGCUUGGCGUUUUGUUCCUAAUAGACUUUAUUUUCAAACGAAGGCUGAUUUUAAAGUUAACAAUAGUACGGGUAUCCAGUUAUUUAGUUCUCAGAAAAAAAAAUAUACACGUAAAGUUAUUCUCGCUUAAACUAAACGCAAUAGAGUCCAUUUUAAAAUAAAAUUCAAAUGUAUAUAGGCAUUUUAGUGCCCUCCGUGGCGUGUAUAUAGCGUUUAUCGGCCUGAGAUUAUAAUCACCGAGACAAUAAGGUUAAAAUGGCGCGAAAAAAAUAACCUCAAAUAUUUCAUUGCGCCGUUAAUCGGCUUACCACGUAAUUAUAUAAUUAUAGGUUGAAUACAGUGCCUGCGAAUAGUACACACCAAAACACCUAUUAAAGUAUAAUAGUUCACCGUUAGUGCAACUUGAGCGUACAAAAUACAGACCAAAAUUAUAUCCAAACAGCCCUUUAUUACCUGAUACAUGUAAAUAUCUCGAACGUAUUUAUUGAUGUUGAAUAACGUAUUUAUUUCUGAUUUUUUUUUUCAUAGACAGUUUUUUUAGACAAAGCCUUAGAAGCUAUCUGUUAUCUUCAUAAUCUACAUUCCACAUAAACUAUAUACUUACUAUAAACUAUAUACGUCACACCACUAAUAUAAUUCUACUUUUUUUUUUUUACUCAAACGCACAUUUUUUUUAUAUAUAUUAUAUACCUGUUAAAGUUUUAUUAGCAGUUUUUAAUCACGCCAAACAUU
Molecule: messenger RNA, 4173 nt
Organism: Vanessa atalanta (red admiral)
Lineage: Eukaryota; Metazoa; Arthropoda; Insecta; Lepidoptera; Nymphalidae
Product: protogenin B-like
Exons: 24
Coding region: 81-3287 (1068 amino acids)
Molecular function (GO): protein binding
Source: RefSeq, a predicted model, not a curated record